Molecule: messenger RNA, 688 nt
Organism: Gaeumannomyces tritici R3-111a-1
Lineage: Eukaryota; Fungi; Ascomycota; Sordariomycetes; Magnaporthales; Magnaporthaceae
Exons: 3
Coding region: 164-688 (174 amino acids)
Source: RefSeq, a predicted model, not a curated record
UGAUCUGAGGAGGCCGGUGUCUCCUCCCGGGACUCCGCCUACCUUCAAAAUCAGGCUUCACCCGCCACAGGAAGUAGCAAUCAUCCCCGGCCAAAGUCCGCGCCAUCCACUAUCUUCUCCCAGUCUAUCUCCAUCAACGCCUGCCUCGCCAGGGAUUUCGAUUAUGGUGAUCGAGAAUCUACACUCCCAUCCAGAGCUGACUAUUCUGAGACCUAUCGUCCGCUUCUCUCGUCUGUUGCGGCACUACAUCCCGUCAUUCAAGUUCUUCUUCAGUCGGCCCGCCGGUUGGGUAUCAUUUUCCCUUGCGAUCCUCUCGUGUAACCAGUAUUUCUUUGCACACUUCUCCCAUCCCGGGCUCCACCAAGACCCCCAUGGCAAAAUUCGAACUGCGGCACUCAUCGCAGCCCUGGAGAUUCCCCUGGGAACCUGGGUCGGCCCUUGGCUUGUCAAAAACCUCGGAGCUAGAGUCAACGGGAUUGUGGGCUGCUCACUGCAUGCGCUCACCAUCGGGCUGGCCAACAAGCUGCCGCCGGUGGAGAAGAAACUUUCACUCAAGCCGGAGGACACGCCGGGUUGGUUCCGCCUGGGCUUUGGCGUCAGUCGUGCCGGACUUAUCCUGUUCGACCUGGCAGUGCGAGAUAUAAACCGCCGCCUGCUAGCUGACCCUUUACUUCGGAUUACCACCUGA